Naumovozyma castellii is the source of this 1728-nucleotide messenger RNA. It is a transcript of the gene ASN1, whose product is annotated as asparagine synthase (glutamine-hydrolyzing) 1. The record is from RefSeq and is a predicted model, not a curated record. Lineage: Eukaryota; Fungi; Ascomycota; Saccharomycetes; Saccharomycetales; Saccharomycetaceae. The coding region runs from base 1 to 1728 and encodes 575 amino acids. The transcript has a single exon.
AUGUGUGGUAUUUUCGCUGCCUUCAGACACGAAGACGUUAAGGCUUACAAGCCAAAGGCUCUACAACUCACCAAGAGAAUCAGACACCGUGGUCCUGAUUGGUCCGGUAACGUCGUCAAGAACACCACCAUCUUGGCUCACGAAAGAUUGUCCAUCGUCGGUCUAGACUCCGGUGCUCAACCAAUUACCUCCCCAUGUGGUAACUACACUUUAUGUGUUAACGGUGAAAUUUAUAACCAUAUUCAAAUCAGAGAAGAAUGCGCAGACUACCAAUUCAAGACUCUAUCCGAUUGUGAACCUAUCAUCCCACUAUAUUUGAAGUACGAUUUAGACGCUCCAAAGCAUCUAGACGGUAUGUUCGCAUGGUGUCUAUACGACGCUAAGCAAGACCGUAUCGUCGCCGCUAGAGAUCCAAUCGGUAUCACCACUUUGUACAUGGGUCGUCAAUCUAAGACUCCUCAAACCGUCUACUUCGCCUCUGAAUUGAAAUGUUUGACCGAUGACUGUGACUCCAUCGUUGCUUUCCCACCGGGACACGUUUACGAUUCUAACACUGAUCAAAUUACUCGUUAUUUCAACCCAGAUUGGUUAGACGAAGACAGAAUCCCAUCCACCCCAGUCGACUUAAAGGCUAUCAGAGAAACAUUGGAAAAGGCCGUCAGAAAGAGAUUAAUGGCUGAAGUUCCAUACGGUGUCUUAUUAUCCGGUGGGUUAGAUUCUUCUUUAAUCGCCUCCAUUGCCGCCAGAGAAACUGAAAAGGCCAUGCAAGACGUUGACGUGGAAGAUGAAAAUGGUGAACAUCACAAGCAUCUAACAGGUGUCGAUGAUGAAGGUCAUUUACACACUGGUGGAUGGUCUCGUCUACAUUCCUUCGCCAUUGGGUUGCCUAACGCUCCAGAUUUACAAGCCGCUAGAAAGGUUGCCAAAUUCAUUGGUUCCGUGCAUCAUGAACACACUUUCACUUUACAAGAAGGUUUGGAUGCCCUAGAUGAUGUUAUCUACCAUUUGGAAACUUACGACGUCACUACCAUUAGAGCUUCCACUCCAAUGUUCUUACUUUCUAGAAAGAUUAAGGCUCAAGGUGUCAAGAUGGUUCUUUCCGGUGAAGGUUCCGAUGAAAUUUUCGGUGGUUAUUUGUAUUUCGCUCAAGCUCCAUCUGCUGCUGAAUUCCACACUGAAUCUGUAAAGAGAGUGAAGAACUUGCAUUUGGCUGAUUGUUUGAGAGCUAACAAGUCUACUAUGGCUUGGGGUCUAGAGGCUCGUGUUCCAUUCUUAGACAAGGAAUUCUUGCAAUUAUGUAUGAACAUUGAUCCAAAGGAUAAGAUGAUUGACCAAGCCUCUGGUAAGAUUGAAAAAUACAUCUUAAGAAAGGCAUUCGAUACCACAGACGAUCCAGAAGAAAAACCAUACUUACCACAAGAAAUCUUAUGGAGACAAAAGGAACAAUUUUCAGAUGGUGUUGGUUACUCAUGGAUUGAUGGGUUGAAGGAUACCGCUGAGAGAGUCAUCAGUGAUGCUAUGUUUGAAAAUCCAAAACCUCAUUGGGGUAACGAUGUUCCAACUACUAAGGAAGCAUACUGGUAUAGAUUGAAAUUCGAUGCUCUUUACCCACAAAAGACUGCUGCUGAUACCGUUAUGAGAUGGAUUCCAAAGGCUGAUUGGGGUUGUGCUGAAGAUCCAUCUGGUAGAUACGCUAAGAUUCAUGAAAAGCAUGUUGAUGGUAACUAA